AUGAACGAUGACGUUGUGCCAUAUUUUAAAACAGAGCCGGGCCUUCCGCAGAUUCACCUGGAAGGGAACCGUCUCGUUCUCACGUGUCUUGCUGAAGGGAGCUGGCCCUUGGAAUUCAAGUGGAUGCACAACGACAGUGAGCUCACCACCUACACCAGCGAAUAUAAGUAUGUUAUUCCAUCUUUACAGAGGCUGGAUGCUGGGUUUUACCGCUGUGUGGUUCGAAACAGAAUGGGAGCCCUCUUGCAAAGAAGAUCAGAAGUUCAAGUCGCAUAUAUGGGAAAUUUCAUGGAUACAGAUCAGAGAAAAAUGGUCUCUCAAGGACAUGCAGCUGUACUCAACUUACUGCCCAUCACCAGCUGCCCCAGACCUCAAGUGACUUGGUUCAGAGAAGGGCACAAGAUUAUUCCAAGCAACAGAAUGUCAGAGCAGUUCAGCCCUGGCAACGGCGCUCGGCUCAACGCCCUGCGUCGCUGUGGUCUGCUCAGUGGCCGUCCCUACUCCCGGGCGGCCUCCUUCCUGCCUGCAGAGCAGACGGCCUGA
Molecule: messenger RNA, 543 nt
Organism: Delphinapterus leucas (beluga whale)
Lineage: Eukaryota; Metazoa; Chordata; Mammalia; Artiodactyla; Monodontidae
Source: RefSeq, a predicted model, not a curated record